Molecule: messenger RNA, 652 nt
Organism: Amphiprion ocellaris (clown anemonefish)
Lineage: Eukaryota; Metazoa; Chordata; Actinopteri; Pomacentridae
Gene: ndufb10
Product: NADH:ubiquinone oxidoreductase subunit B10
Exons: 4
Coding region: 81-596 (171 amino acids)
Source: RefSeq, a predicted model, not a curated record
GUGCGCAUGCGCAGCCUCGAAAGGAGAGCUGUCGAGGUCGAAUUGUAGAUUUUCUGUAGCUUUGGUCAAAACGGGGCAAAAUGCCUGGAGACCACGACAUGGGAGCUUAUCCGGAGCCUCCCCGGCAGACCCCGGCUGUGGAUAAACAGACUGCGCUGCCGAACCCGGAGCUGAUUCUGUCCAAACUCUUCUAUUACUCCGUGGACCUGCCUGUCACCACAUUUAGAGAUGCUAUUGACAACAUUCGCUCUAGAAACAAGUUGGUCUACUACCACCAGAAGUUCCGUCGUGUUCCGGACCUGACAGACUGCCAGGAGGGAGAUUACGUCUGCUACUAUGAGGCAGAGAUGCAGUGGAGGAGAGACUAUAAAGUGGAUCAGGAGAUCGUGAAGGUGAUCCAGGAGCGUCUGAAGGCCUGCCAGCAGAGAGAGGGAAAUAGCUACCAGCAGAACUGUGCCAAGGAAAUCCAGCAGUUCAACGAGGUGACCAAGAACUACCUGUCGCGCUAUGGAGACCUGGGCGCGUACGCCAACGGGAGGAAAUGUCUAAUGAAGCAAAAAGAACGAAUGAUGGCAGCUCAGGCCCAGAGUGCUUAAAAACAGUUCUCCAUCUGUCCUAUGUAAUAAAUGUAAAAUAAAGUUCAUGUGGUAAA